AUGGCCGAAGAGGAUUACGAGAUCGACUUCUACGGUGACACGACCGGCAACGAUCAGGACGAGGUCAAGGAUGAACAGCAAGAGUAUCAGGACGGCGGGAAUGGGGGACAUGCCGACGAGCAGCAGAGUCACAGCAACCGCAAUGACCAGAGACACGAGAACAACGCCAUCAGUAAUGGGCAGAACCACAUCAAAACGGACGGCGACCGACGGGGCUCUGUAGAUCCAGGAGCCACGACGGCACUUAUGCUGUCUGAGCUCAACUGGUGGACCACCGACGACGAUAUCCGAGGGUGGCUGGCCGAAGCUGGCGCGGAGGACGGGAUCAAGGACAUUACGUUUAGCGAACACAAGGUCAAUGGAAAAAGCAAAGGGCAAACGUACCUUGAGUUCUACACACCUCAGGCUGCCACCGCAGCCAAGCAUCUGGUUGAAAAACUCCCCGAGGAUGGAGGCAGCUUUGGCGUGAAGAAGAUCACCGCACAGUACUGGAACACACAAAUGAACCCAUUCCGGACACUCCCCAAGGAUGCGCCAACGCGCGGGAAGGAUCAGUCGCGCUCUACCCCGACGGGAACAUACAAUGACCGGGGCGGCUACGGAGGCGGCGGUUUCCGCGGUCGCGGCGGCUUUGGAGGCCCCCGCGGAAACAUGAACAACCAGGGCUACAGCAACAACAACCGGAACUUUAACAACAUGGGUUACAAUAACAACAUGGGAGGAGGAUUCGGCGGCGGCGGUAACUUUGGCUUCAGCAACCGCGGCAACAUGAUGGGCGGUAACCUGAGGGGAGGCCCCGGUGCUAUGCGUGGCCGCGGCGGUAACAUGAUGGGCAUGGGUAUCAACCCCAUGGGCAUGAACCCCAUGGGCGGUAUGGCUAUGGGUAUGCCCGGUGGUAUGGGUAUGGGCAUGAUGGGUGCCAACGGAAUGCCAGGCUUCCAAGGAAUGCCCAACAACUUCAACCCUGGGGCUUUUGGCUUCAACCAGAACCAGCAGGGAGGUGGCAACAGCGGCGAUUGGGGCAACCCUCAUGGAGCCAAGAGGCCACGGCCAGAAUAG
Molecule: messenger RNA, 1059 nt
Organism: Geosmithia morbida
Lineage: Eukaryota; Fungi; Ascomycota; Sordariomycetes; Hypocreales; Bionectriaceae
Product: RRM domain protein
Exons: 3
Coding region: 1-1059 (352 amino acids)
Biological process (GO): mRNA alternative polyadenylation
Cellular component (GO): mRNA cleavage and polyadenylation specificity factor complex
Molecular function (GO): mRNA binding
Source: RefSeq, a predicted model, not a curated record